AUGUCAAUUUAAGUCUUUGAUGACUAGUAAAUUAAGAAAAUUCAAGAUAAGAAGUCUAAUUAGCUAACCAAAGCACAGAAAAAGGAGAGAGCUCGCUAAAAAUGUCUAGAAUAUAAACUUCUAAAGAAAUCUCAAGAUGGUCCUGCAAAGGGUUAGAAGCAGAAAAAAUUGCAAAAUUUUAUCAAUAAUCUUGGAGAAGGAUUGACCUAUGAGUAGACAACUGAAUAAAUAAAAAUGAGAAAACAAAAGCAUAAAGAUGGUGCAAAGAAUUUGAUAGAAGCUUGCCAGAAUGAUUAAAAUGGGAAGAUAAUAAUUGAUUUGGCAUAUUGUGAUCUUAUGAGUAUAAUUGAGAAAAGGAGUUUGAGUUCACAGAUAAAUCUAAGUGUGUUUGAGCUUAGAAAAUAUCAAUAGCCUUUCAGCUUUCAUGUAGUUGGAAUGGAUGAUGAAACAACUUUUGAAUAAAUCAAAUAAAGAGGUGGUGAGUCUUGGGGAACAGUUUUUCACAAAACCUCAUUAAGGGAGAGUUUCACUGACAGAAACCUCCUUACUGCAAUAGAAUAAUCUUAAUAACUGAAUGAGAAUAAAUAUUCAAUUGAUUGGGAUAAUACAAUAUACCUUAGCCCUGAUGCAUCAGAGCCUCUUUUAGAUUUUAAUGAAUAAACUAAUUUCAUCAUCGGAGGACUUAUUGAUAGGACUUUAGGAAAUGAUAAUAAAAAAAGCCCUGAGUAUUAAUCAAGUGAUUUAGAUACUUAUGAUCUACAAAGAAACUUAAAAUUGGGAGAAGGCUUUAAAUGA
This is a messenger RNA of Stylonychia lemnae, 795 nucleotides long. Lineage: Eukaryota; Ciliophora; Spirotrichea; Sporadotrichida; Oxytrichidae. The record is from the annotation of a GenBank genome assembly.